Molecule: messenger RNA, 2253 nt
Organism: Acanthopagrus latus (yellowfin seabream)
Lineage: Eukaryota; Metazoa; Chordata; Actinopteri; Spariformes; Sparidae
Gene: rab30
Product: RAB30, member RAS oncogene family
Exons: 5
Coding region: 170-781 (203 amino acids)
Biological process (GO): Rab protein signal transduction
Cellular component (GO): trans-Golgi network
Molecular function (GO): GTP binding; GTPase activity
Source: RefSeq, a predicted model, not a curated record
CUCCUCCUCCAUCAGACAGGCUGCUGCUGCUGAGGAUACACUCACACACAUACAUACUCAGCCAGAGGAAUUAUGCCCUGCCCAGCAGUGGCUUUGCCUGUUUGAUGAGGUGACCUAUGCAUACCAAGUGGCUGUAAAUCCGGGGAUAUCCCCGUGUUUUUUGUUUAGCAUGAGCAUGGAAGAUUAUGACUACCUGUUCAAAAUUGUUCUGAUAGGAAAUGCUGGAGUUGGGAAGACAUGUCUCGUCCGGCGCUUUACUCAGGGCCUUUUCCCACCUGGACAAGGGGCGACUAUUGGAGUAGAUUUCAUGAUUAAAACCGUGGAAAUCAAAGGGGAGAAGGUCAAGCUGCAGAUAUGGGACACAGCUGGACAGGAGAGAUUUCGCUCCAUUACUCAGAGUUAUUACCGUAGUGCCAAUGCCCUCAUUCUUACGUAUGACAUUACCUGUGAGGACUCCUUCAGGUGCCUUCCAGAGUGGCUGAGGGAGAUUGAGCAGUAUGCCAACAACCAAGUGGUGACUAUAUUAGUCGGUAAUAAAAUAGACCUGGCAGAGAAGAGAGAGGUUCUCAGACAGAGGGCUGAAGACUUCGCCGAGGCUCAGAGCAUGCUGUAUCUGGAGACCUCAGCCAAAGAGUCCGACAAUGUUGAGAAACUUUUCCUCGACCUGGCUUGUGAACUCAUUCGAGAGGCCAAGCAGAACAAGCUGGAUAACAAUGACACUGCCCCAAUGCCCGGCGAGGGUAAAACCAUUAGUUACUUGAGCUGCUGCAGCCUCAAUUAGGGAGAGCUCAGCCUUGUGGCUGCGGUAACUCAGUAGCCAUUGACUGUAGAGGGCAGAUGGCCGAGCCCCAACGCCUCCGUCCCUCUAAGAUGGCAUGAAGCCACUUCCUAGUCCUGUCAUUUCUAGUCCCAUGCCUUUUUUAAGCUGUACAAGGGAGUUAGUCAACUUUAGUUUGGCCUUCCAGGAUCAAGCAUUUUAAGAUGCUGCCAUUAUGGAGAACAGGACAUGAAGUAUGUCUGCCUGAUGCAUCCAGGAAUCUGAGUAGGGCUCCAUUUUAUCCUCUUCAUGGUGAAAUGGCAAAAAUGAUAAUUUAUGGGUUUUAGGGUCCAUUUUCAUUCAGCAUCAAUAUUCACCAGCAGUAUUACGUGAGUAAAAAGUUCAGCCAGGUAUUUUGUUACAGAAUUCGCAGAGCUGACAACAAGUGUCAUUAUCAUUGAAAGUUAUCAGUAAAUGGUAACAAUAUGUUUACAUAUAGUACAUUUCUGGGGGUCUGAUAAAGUUGCAAAAAAAAGAAAAAGUUUUGCAGACUUCAAUCUGUUGCACAAUCAUUCAUUUCCCGAUAAUUUCUUCUGCUCUGAGAAUUGCAUAAAAUUUUACUAACACUCAUAAUCUCAUGUCUGAGUAGUCAUUUGCACCUGUCGUUACAAACUGUGAAAUAUUUGUUUCCAGUAGAUGAUUUUUACUUGCUGCUAAAAUAUGUUUUUUUUGUCCCAUAAACAAGUAUAAAUACUACAUUGAAGCAGUAUUGUGUGAUGCCAUUUUUUUUUUCAGCGUACCUGCUGUGCUUGCGAUUAGUUGGUUGAUAUAAUAUGAAGCAGUUGGAAAGGCCUCAGAUGUUGUCAUAAGUAGAAAUUAUGAAGUCUAAUCAACUGACUUUUUUUUUUUUUGACUGUCAGCAGUUUCUUUUAUCCAUAGACGUGAAUAUUUCUGCCUUCGUUGUUGCUGCCUAGCCAUGAAAUUGUACCACUUUUUUAUUUGUUCGAAGGGGUAUGUUCAUGUAGUUCCGUAUGACUUGUUGUGCUUCAUAUGCUUUUAUUGUGAAAGUUCUCAAUUGUCCAGCAUGUUUUUUGCCAUAAUUUGUAGUGUCUAACUUUAUCUUUCAUAUAUUUGCCAUAACUGUAAUGUACUGUAUUGCACAAUGCCAUAUACUGCACACUUAUUUUUAUUGUAACAUGUUGUCUUUUGUUGUACAGACCCGUAGUACAUCUUGGCACUUUGCGUUUAUACUUUUUAUUAUUUUCAGUAAUCCUUUGUACAACUGGCGAGCCUGUUGUUUUGCCUUUUACCUAUAGAUUUAACAGCAGUUAGGCUACUUAUUGUUAAUCCUUUGCAUCUUCUUGUCAACACAAUAUGGGAAAUACAAAGGAAAACACUAUCGGGAUGUUGUGCUUUUUUUCCCCUUUCCUUUUAUGUGUACAAAAUAAUCCAGAAAAAAAAAAUACCCUGUAUAACAUUAAAUAAUUACACUAAAU